Messenger RNA from Staurois parvus, 1014 nucleotides. NCBI's taxonomy places the organism in Eukaryota, Metazoa, Chordata, Amphibia, Anura, Ranidae. The record is from the annotation of a GenBank genome assembly.
AUGUCUUUGGAGUAUGAAACAGAUGAUGACGGCACAUCUGAUUCUUCAGGAGAAGACUCCACUGUUAAGAAUUCCCUUCCAUUACUAUCCAGUCCCUCUACACAUGGUGGUUGUCUUCCAGAUCCCUCCCAUCUCACCACUCAUCCCAAAAGCCAGGAGGGUGCAAAAUUCCACUGUUCUGUAUGCGGCAAAAGUUUUUCCCAGAAACGCAUUCUUAUUGGCCACGAGAGACUUCACACAGGAAAAGAACGUACUGGCGAGAGGCCAUUCUCCUGCGCAGAAUGCGGAAAGAGCUUCAAACAGAAGUCCAAUCUUGAUGCGCAUCAGAGCACUCACUCAGGAGAGAAGCCUUUUUCCUGUGCAGAGUGCGGGAAGUGCUACGCAUGGAAGGUCCAGCUCACCAUCCACCAGAGAAGUCACACAGGGGAGAAGCCCUACUCCUGUUCUGAGUGCGGUAAAUGCUUUACAGUAAAAUCGGUUCUCUCCAAGCAUGAGAGAGUUCACACCAGUGAGAAGCCAUUUUCCUGCUCUGAUUGCGGCAAGGACUUCAGAGAGAAAUCAAAUCUUGAUAGGCAUCGGCGAAUCCACACGGGCGAGAAGCCAUUUUCCUGUUCUGACUGUGGGAAAUGUUUUGCUUGGAAGCUUCAGCUGAUUAUUCAUGAGAGGAGUCACACAGGGGAGAAGCCAUUUUCGUGUUCUGAGUGUGGGAAAUGCUUUACUCUGAAAUCCCACCUCGUUAAACAUGAAAGAGUUCACACAGGGGAGAAGCCUUAUUCUUGUCCAGAAUGCGGUAAAUGCUUUUCCCGGCGGCAAAGGCUCACCUCACACCAGACAAUUCACACUGGUGAGAAGCCGUUUUCAUGUUUGGAAUGCGGGAAGUGUUAUGCCCAUAGUGCUAGUCUCAGCGCACACAAGAAAACCCAUACGGGAGAGAAGCCAUAUUCAUGUUCUGAAUGUGGGAAACAGUUUUCAAAGAAAAACUGUCUUCUGUCACAUCUCGGCUCUCACAAGUGA